GCCCGGCGGCCCCGGGCGGCAGCGGCGGCAGCAUGGCCGAGCCCCAGCCCCAGCCCCGGGGGGCGCAGGGCGAGCCGGCGGGGGCGCCGCCGCGGGUGGGCGCGUGGGUGCCGGUGCUGGUGGAGCAGAUGGUGAACGACACGCUGGUGGUGACGCUGAGCUGCGGCGAGCGGCGCUUCACCGGCGUGCUGCUGGACUGCUCCAAGAGGUCUGGAUUGUUCUGCCUCCCAUCCUCCUUCCCGAAGCACGAGGACCCUCCCGCUGGCACCUGCGCUAAUGGCACUGCCGACGGCGGGGAUGGUGCACAGGGUGAGCCGGAGGCACUGCCUGCUGCCGAAAAGCCUCCCAAGGGGAACGGUGAGGAGCAGGUGCCCCCGCUGCUGCCGCCCCCCCCACCAGGCCUGCCCCCCUACCCACCAUACUUUGAGGGAGCCCCCUUCCCCCGGCCCCUCUGGCUGCGCCACACCUACAACCAAUGGGUCCCGCAGCCGCCACCACGGACUAUAAAGAGAACGAGGAGGCGUCUGUCGAGGAACAGAGACCCAGGGAGGCUCAUCAUGAGCACCAUCAGGCUGCGGCCCAGGCAGGUGCUCUGUGAGAAGUGCAAGAACACCCUGAACCCCGAGGACGCGGCGCCGCGGCAGAACACCAAAACCAGGAGGAAGCUGAGCAUUCAGGACAAGGAGCAGAAAAAGCACAGCGACUCCGACUACGUGGAGAAAAGGAACAAAAGAGAGAAGAGGGAGGAUGACAAGUUUUCUGGGGAGGUACAUCGAACACCAGUUAUAAAAAUAUCCUACAGUACCCCACAAGGGAAAGGUGAAGUGGUAAAAAUCCCUUCCCGGGUCCAUGGCUCGGUCAAACCGUUCUGUCCAGAGCGAGUAUUGCAGAACGGAGCGGGGGACCAAGAGGAGACCAGGGACUCUGAACGGUGUCGAGAAACCAAAUGUUUAAUGGACAAGUCAGCAGGCAGCCAGCUUGCUUCCAUUCCAAAACUGAAGCUCACACGGCCAGUGCAUUCCAGUGUGGAUGUCCCACCCCCAAAGAUACGGCUGAAGCCCCAUCGCAUGAACGAUGGUCAGAGUGUUUCAAUUUAUAAGGCAGAACUGAUUGAUGAAAUGAAUGUCCUUCAGAACAGCAGGGAGUCCAAUCCCGGAGCAUUUUACAAUGAUGAAUCCACUGACAGAGGUUUGGCUGAGAUAUCUUCAGGGAGUUCAGGUGAAGAUGAUGACUUUAAAAGGUUUCCCCAGGCUAAAGAUGGACAUGAUAACUUGGCUUUCCUCAUGAAUUAUCGCAAAAGAAAAGCAGAUUCUUCUAGUUUAUCAGUGUGUAGCAAUGACAGUCUAGACGAAUCCAAGUCUUCUAGUUCAGAAGUGACAUCACCAGAACUGUGUGACUUUUUGCCUGGUGAUGAUGCGUCCGUCUCUUCAUCUUCAAAAGAUGAGCGUAAAAUUGUGCCGCCACUGACAGUCAGACUGCACACCCAGAGUGUGUCUAAAUGUGUCACGGAAGAUGGAAGGACUGUUUCAGUGGGGGAUAUUGUCUGGGGUAAAAUUCAUGGGUUUCCAUGGUGGCCAGCACGCGUUCUUGACAUAAACCUCAGCCAGAAGGAAAACGGGGAACCCUCGUGGCGAGAAGCUAAAGUGUCAUGGUUUGGUUCUCCAACGACUUCGUUCUUAUCUGUUUCAAAACUGUCUCCUUUCUCGGAAUUUUUCAAACUGAGAUUUAAUCGCAAGAAGAAAGGGAUGUACCGGAAAGCGAUCACGGAAGCUGCAAAGGCAGUCGAGCACCUGACUCCAGAAAUAAGAGAUCUCUUAACACAGUUUGAGACAUAACUUUGCCUCCAGUUUCAGGUAACAGAAGACGAGCACAGCUGUUCUCCUAGAGGGUCACCGAGUCUGUAACACCCUGACAUGCUCCCCAGGAGAACCUGGAGGCUGCCGGGAGGCAGGAGGACAAGGUUCCUGGUCAGAGUGCUCUGCGUUUCAUCCGGGACAGGUGACAGGCACCGGGACGUGGAGUUGGGAGGCUCUUCUGGUGUGAGGCUGGCAGGAAAGGCUUAAGGAUAUCUUACCCUAGAAUGAGAAUUUGACCAGUCAGACAACAAUGAACUAGGAGAACAGCAAAAGCCACACCUCGGAAUGUAUUUAUUACUUAAAAUUAGCUAUUCUUGAUAAAAUCCCCCAAAUUAUUGCUGCUGCUUAUUUUACUUACAGAUUUCACACACUUGUUAAUUUUAAAGCUACCAAACUUCUAUUCAAUACUGUACUCUGAGAAAUGUAAUUGGGUCAGGACAUGCAAUAGAAUGAAAUCAUUGUAGUGUCUUAAGUACAACGGACUCACUUUGUGUCUAUUAAACCUUGGAAGAUGUGCAACACACAA
Messenger RNA from Pseudopipra pipra, 2382 nucleotides. It is a transcript of the gene PWWP2B, whose product is annotated as PWWP domain containing 2B. The transcript is spliced from 3 exons. Lineage: Eukaryota; Metazoa; Chordata; Aves; Passeriformes; Pipridae. The record is from RefSeq and is a predicted model, not a curated record. Gene Ontology annotation, cellular component: nucleoplasm; nucleus. Bases 33 to 1835 code for a protein of 600 amino acids.